Messenger RNA from Candida albicans SC5314, 810 nucleotides. Its product is annotated as rRNA-binding ribosome biosynthesis protein. Gene Ontology annotation, molecular function: small ribosomal subunit rRNA binding. Gene Ontology annotation, cellular component: nucleolus; small-subunit processome. Bases 1 to 810 code for a protein of 269 amino acids. The transcript has a single exon. NCBI's taxonomy places the organism in Eukaryota, Fungi, Ascomycota, Pichiomycetes, Serinales, Debaryomycetaceae. The record is from RefSeq and is a predicted model, not a curated record.
AUGAGACAAAAGCGUGCCAAGGCCUAUAAGAAACAAAUGAGUGUGUAUGUCCACGCAUUCAAAUUCAGAGAACCAUACCAAAUAAUAGUAGACAAUGAACUCAUCACCACUUGUCAAUCAGCAUCAUUUGACAUUAAUAAAGGGUUUACUCGAACUAUCCAAGCAGAAAACAAACCCAUGAUUACUCAAUGUUGUAUCCAAGCAUUAUAUGAUACUAAGAAUCAACCAGCAAUAGAUAUUGCUAAAUCAUUUGAACGAAGAAAAUGUAAUCAUCGUGAAGCCAUCGAUCCUAGUCAAUGUAUUGAAUCAAUCGUUAAUAUUAAAGGACAAAAUAAACAUCGAUAUAUCGUUGCCAGUCAAGAUUUACAAUUACGUAAAAAAUUGCGGAAAAUCCCUGGAGUACCAUUGAUUUAUAUGAAUCGAUCAGUGAUGGUUAUGGAACCGAUCAGUGAUGUUAGUAAUCAAUAUAAUAUGAAUUAUGAAUCGAAAAAAUUGACCGGAGGAUUGAAUGAUAUUGAAGCUGGGAAAUUGGAAAAGCAAAAUGAAGGUGAAGAUGGGGAUGGGGAUGAACUGGAAGUUAAAAAGAAGAAAAGAAAAGGACCUAAAGAACCAAACCCAUUAAGUGUCAAAAAGAAGAAAACAGAUAAUGCAACUGCUGCCAGUACUAAUCAAGAGCAGAAAAAGAAACCAAAUAGAAGAAAAAGACAUGGCAAGUCAAAAGCAGAAGAGAAGGAAGACCAAGAACAGGAGCAAGUGAACGAAGCAACAACUAAUGAAGAUGCACAGGAGGCAAUAACAGCUACUGAAUAA